Molecule: messenger RNA, 1786 nt
Organism: Siniperca chuatsi (mandarin fish)
Lineage: Eukaryota; Metazoa; Chordata; Actinopteri; Centrarchiformes; Sinipercidae
Gene: glod4
Product: glyoxalase domain containing 4
Exons: 9
Coding region: 42-968 (308 amino acids)
Source: RefSeq, a predicted model, not a curated record
ACAAGGAAGCUUAAUCGUUCCCUGCACACCGAUCUGCAGUAAUGUUACAGCCAUCAAAAUAUCUGUCAAGUAUGGCUUUGAGACGAGCGCUGCAUUAUGUUUUCAAAGUUGGUGACAGGGCCAAAACAGCCACGUUUUACCGUGAUGUUCUGGGCAUGAAGAUUUUACGCCAUGAAGAGUUUGAGGAAGGCUGCAAAGCAACUUGUAAUGGCCCCUACGAUGGAAAAUGGAGCAAGACAAUGGUUGGCUUUGGUCCAGAAGAUGACCAUUUUGUUGCUGAACUGACAUACAAUUAUGGGGUGGGAGAGUAUCAACUUGGCAAUGACUUCUUGGGGCUCACCCUGCAGUCGAGCAAAGCUGUAAGCAAUGCUAAACGUCUGGGAUGGCCUCUUACUGAGGUAGGAGAGGCUCUGUAUCUGACCCAGGCUCCAGGAGGGUAUCCUUUCUACCUUGUGGACAAAGAGCAGCCUCCCAGUGACCCUGUGCAGAAGGUUUGUCUCGGAGUAUCAGACCUCCAGAGAUCGACCCACUACUGGUCGACACUCUUGGGAAUGAAGGUGAUGGAAAAGAACGAGGAAAAGAAAACAGUGCUGAUGGGUUUUGCAGACACUCAAUGUAAACUGGAGCUUCAUGAUAUCGGUGGGAAAGUAGAUCAUGGAACAGCGUUUGGGAGAAUAGCAUUUUCAUGCCCACGGGAGCAACUGCCUGAGCUCGAAGCCUUGAUGAAAAAGGAAAAUCAGAAAAUUCUCACUCCAUUAGUCAGCCUGGACACUCCUGGAAAAGCCACAGUAGAAGUGGUUAUUUUGGCUGACCCAGAUAGUCAUGAGAUUUGCUUUGUGGGAGACGAGGCUUUCAGGCAACUGUCCAUGGUGGACCCCAAAGGAAAUGAACUGCUUGAUAAGGCUAUGGUCGAAGAUAAAAGCGACGAGUGGUUUGCCAAACACAACAGACAGAAAGCUGCGGCAUGAGAUGAAGGGGCUUGCCUGGAAAAUUGUGCACCAUCAAUUUCUCACCAGUUCAUAUGAUGAUGAGUUGCUGUACAAGGCACCUGUAGUGUAAAUAUUCUUGUAAUGACAACUCAGUUAUCCUAAGGCUGGCAUUAUGAUAUGUAUUUUUCCUGGAAGGAUGCCAUGUGGGACAGUUGCAUUGACAGCACUUUGUAAGAGGACCACUUGUUUAUUUUGAUAGGCAUUUUUCCAAUAAAUAUUGUUCCUAUCAAUAAGGCAGAAAGGUGGGCAAAAAACCAAUGUUUCUGUUGGGCCCCUGUUUACCCUCCACCUACCCACCUUCUGUGCAUCGUGUAUGUCCCAAUAAGUGCUCUGAGUAAUGCUACCUGGCUGCAAGAUUUCUGUGCGUCAGUUAGUUUGUGGUAAUUUGAUUAAAAACAACUAUAUUUAGAAAAACCAUGCAUGCACAAUAUAAACUAAAAUAAAACGUUAAUUGUAGAUUUUGACACAGGGCCACAACAUGAUAUAAUAAUGCAGAACCUGCCUUACUGUUGAUAUUGUACUUUAGUAGUGCAAAUUCCAUAAAUCUGCAGCUAACAAAAUUACCAAAACCCAGUUACAUGCAGUGUACCUGGAGCGUUUGGGGGUUUGGGACCCUUGGGCAGUUGCUUGGAAAUCCAACCUUGGGUAUCAACCAUUAAAGUAUGAAAUGCAUUCAGUAUCAUGCAGUAGCAAUAGUUUAGUGAUGUGUUUGAGUUACACUGAAUCUUAUCAUUUGUAAAAAAAAAUUACAUAAUGUCACUCAUCUGGUUGAAAUAAAUUCUGUAUCUUUAAUUUUA